This is a messenger RNA of Seminavis robusta, 2785 nucleotides long. The record is from the annotation of a GenBank genome assembly. NCBI's taxonomy places the organism in Eukaryota, Bacillariophyta, Bacillariophyceae, Naviculales, Naviculaceae.
CUUGUGACAUGGUGCUACGGUACUUAGAGCUAAAUUAAUUUACUUAGGGAUCCACCAACAGAGGAGACUUGAAAACCUUCAUGGACUCUGAGGGACUUUCCAGAAUGGGAGGAGCUCAGAGGAAGCUGAAGAAACCGUGCCCGCCUCCGCAAUCCCGUCAUCUCUUCUUUUAUCGGGAGUCCCAUGGACAAAAGCUUCCGUGAAAGAGGUCUGGUUUGGAAAAUGACCCGUUGCCUUGGAUCAAUGGAAAAGACGACGAAACCAUCAAAGGUGAAAGGCAGUGAGAUCUAUCUCCUGAAGAGAAAGCCUAAAGCAACGAAGAAACAAUAAGCCGAGAUACUGCCAUUGCUUGGUCAUUGUUCCAACCGGCAUCAGCUGAUUGAUUGAAGGUUGAUUGAUCUCUCGCUGUUCUCUGUUUGGCUUCAUUAAAAAUUUGUCAAUUGGAACAGCAACCUCUCUUCACCACCACAAUCACUACAAAUAAUAAUCAUGUCAUCAACCGAUAUUAGCCCGUUGGGCCAAGCUAUUGUGGUGGUCAAACCAGAGGCAGGCAAGUUGCCUCGUCCCCCAGAAACCAACUACCGAGCCGUUCAUCAGAUCAAAUUGUCUGCAGUAUCACACAAUUAUACCUGCGUGGAAUCGGCCGCGACACGACAACGAUGUUCAGUCAUUGUGGUGGUAAAGGCCGAUGGGUACGGGCAUGGAGCCAUUGAAACAGCCAUUCACUUGGCAGAUCACAUGGGAGCCGAUGCCUUUGCUGUGGCUACUCUGGAAGAAGGCAUUGCGCUACGAAAAGCCUUUGAAAAUACACCGCGAAAGUCGUAUACCCCUGCGCCUGUGGCAAAUGCCGUCUCGGAUACCCAGUCCAAAUCAUCCGACUCGUCGAAUCCUUCGCAGCCACAACGUUCCAUGAGACCGCAUCAGAUUCGAAUUCUGGUUCUGGGACCACCCGUGGGCUUUCCGCGGUGCUUUGAUGAUUAUUAUCAUCAUCAAAUUGAGGUCAUGUGCUCGGGACCAGAAGUUGCCAAGGCCCUCAUGGAAUGGAUCACCGAUGAAAAGGAACGAAAACGGACACAGGUCGAACGAGCAGCCAACGAUGCCAAAGCGGCGGCACUCUUCGCGAGACCAGCUGCAAGAGAUACCGUGGCCCCGGCAAAAACGACCAAUGGCAAUCAUCAGGACAACAACAACGGUGCAAAAUCCAAUAAUGGAAAAACUCCUGAAAAGAAUGGAAAUCAAUUGCCAUCCCUGGACUCGCUCCUGAAUGGUCCCGCAUACAAAGAACCAGCGCUGCUUGCCACUCUGGGAAAUGUAUCUGGACAAGAUUUGGCCAAAGAAGUGAGAGCGUAUCUUGUGGCACAGCAGGCUGCCAAAGACAAAGCCCAGGAUAAUCCCCGCCAACCAUCCAAUGCAAAUUCACCCGAGGCUAGCACGGUUGUGACCGCCGCAAGUGUUGCCACUAAUACCCCGGAUGUAUUCCGAACCAAUCCACCGGCUGCGGGUGCACAAGUAUUCGGGGGAAUUGAAGCCGUGGCCAAAAACUCGAGAACACGAGAAAUGGCAGCCGCCCGGGCAAAUGGAAUUGUGCGAGAAGAUUCCACCGCCUCGGAUGAUACAGCUCCCACCUCUUCCGUCUCGACAAUUUCCACGACAAUGACGACAACAGCAAACGCAAGUACCGUAAGCUCUCUCGCCACAAACACCACCACCACUAGAACCGGCGCCCUGAUGGCCCGCAAACGCUUGCGAUAUCACGUCCUCGUGGAUAGCGGGAUGGGUCGUUUGGGAUUCAAGACACAAUCAAUCGAAGUGAGCGACGUUGGUGUCAGGAGAGAUACGGUGGAAAUUAUUAAUGAAUUGGUGGACAUGGAAGUUCAAGGAGCUCCAAUUGAAUUCUUUGGCAUGUGCACUCACAUGGCAGAUGCCAACUCGACAUCCACGUACACCAAUGAUCAAAUGAACCGGUUCAAGGGGCUCCUAAGACGUGUUCGGUCCUCUGGAGUUUCCAUCCCCACUGUGAGCACGGAUAACUCAGCCGCACUGCUGACAACCAAUUUGAAACAUUUCGAUGCCAAAGCCUUGUUGGCACAACCCCACGCCGAAACGAGAGGGUUUGUACGAACCGGAGGAGCAAUCUACGGUCAACGACCUGCCUUUACACAACUGCGCGCCGUAUCGACACUUUUGGCGUCGGUCCGACAUGUGGCCGUCCUGAAAGAAGGAGAAAGUGUAGGAUACGAUCGUGCGUAUAUUGCGCCAACAUCGGUGCGCAUUGCCACCUUGACGAUUGGGUUUGCCGAUGGGUAUCCCCGCGAUUUGGGCAAUGGUGUGGGUAAGGUCGCCAUUCGGGGUCAUUUAUUCCCCGUUGCGGGCAAUGUGUGCAUGGAUAUGCUCAUGGUAGAACUGGGCGCCGCGGGUGACAAGGAGUGUCCUGGUGCACAGGUUGUGGUGGGCGACACGGCCGUGCUGUGGGGCCCCUUGGACGAGAGUGACGGUGAUGGCCUGGUUCGACUACAAGACCUUGCAGCGACACUAAAGACAACACAAUCCGCCCUGACAUGUGGACUGGACAAUGUGCGCGUACAAAGACAAUACAUAUGAUGAUUGAAUGCAUGCAUGCAUGCAUGCAUGCCUGAACGAGAUCCAGUCGACCUCGCUAGAUAUCAAUUGAACACACUACAGUACUACAGCGAUAAUGGAUGAAUAGAAACAUACAAAUAUCCCGUUGUAGACGCAUUCGUUUGUUUGUACAUGUAUUUAAUAAUUUAUUUACUCUGUCAUCAAA